CUAAAUUCUCCACAUUUGCACCGUAGAUUGGAUUAGACAUCCGUAAAGGUGGACCCCCCCCCUCCCACUCCCACCCAUUAUAAUGCGAAGACUUGAUCGAGGCCUAUAACUGCAGCGUUGUGCGUACGUAAGGAGCUAGAGCCGAUUCUUUCACUUGGCCAUCGACUCUUGCUUAUUACCGAGUUGGACUUUGUUAUUCUCUUCUCGUCGUUCUUCUUCUGGUUCUCUUGAUAGCUCCCGCCCCUAAUGGUCGGAUCAUUUCACAUAGGGACGAUGGCGGCGGCCUAUUCAUCAUAGAGGAUUAAACAGAGAACAAGCCGCCAGUUUGUCUUUUCCAACAACAACCGAGGGACCCGUUACAUCACCCUCCUCCAAUGAAACUAUAGACUCUCUCUCUCAGUGUGUGAACGAACCCAAGUUGAUUAAUGUUCGCUUAUUAGUGAAGGGAGGGGGGGGGAGGGCCUUCAGGGGUGUUAUGAGAGGAACGUGGCCAUAGGAUCGGAUGGCCGUCUGUAAAGUCGAUCAAGCCAAAAACACACAUCAUCAUCAUCAUCGCACAGCUGAUGGUGAAACGGGAAAAUAAAGAAGGAUGGCCAAGCAGCUGAUUCCCAAUGAGUCGUGAAAAAAGAAAAUGCGGCAUGAAUAAUAUUCUUAUUUUGCUUCUUUUUUCUUCCCUCCCGCUCCUGAUUUGUUGUGUUUUUUUUUUUUUGCUCCUUUUCUUUUGCUCCCGAUAGUUUCGGGGCGGAUGGGAUUGACGUUGGCUGUCAGCGGGAGCUGCCGCUCAAAGGCGAACAAAACAGCAAGAAGCGGAAUAUUAGAAAACCUUUGCUGGCAUUGUAUUGUCUCGGAUGUGUUUCUUGGGUUAUGCUCUCAUCGCAUGCUGGGCGGGGGGUGGGGUGGGUGGAAAACGGGGGGCGGCGGAUAGAUCCCUUUGAUCCCUGACAAUGCCUUUUGCCAGUUUAUCGCACAUGGCUUGAUAGCAUGAACGUAAGUCACUAUGUCUAGCUUGGAGACCCGCUGUAAAAUAGCAGCUCGUCGCUCUCCGCUUCUUGAUGUUUCGACAGUCGAGCGGCAAGCAGCUCAGAUAUAGGCGACGGCAGUCCUGCGGGACAGACUUGGACUGUCACCAUCAUCUUCCACCCGCCCACCCUUUAAAGCCCUGUCAACCGUGUAGAUCGAAGAAGCGGCGUGAAAAAAAUUUUACAGCAAGGAGAGAAGAAGAAGAAAAAAGGAUACAAGACAUGUUGUAAUACGCAGCAUAUUUGACUCUUCAUCAAAGCGAUCCUGACAUAAAAGAGAUAGAUAGAGAGAGAGAAGCCUAGAUCGUACUGUAUUGGCUAUUAAAAAGAAAUAUUCGUCCUGGCUCCUAGAUACUAUAGAUACUACUGUAUACAUGUUUGUUAUUCCAUGCGGAUCAAUCGGCACCCCUACGAUUCAAAGGUCGCCAUCGUAUAAUGAGCUACGGCCAGUAGCACGCUCAUAAAUACGGUGGGUGUAUGUGUUGUUCGACUUGUCUUAUUCUAUUGCGACUGAAUAAUACAAACGCAGCCCCCAUUCACUCAGAGACACACACAACGGGUUGCGAGAUGAAGGCCGGCUCUGGCCUUGCAGUUUCAUUUGUAUUGAAGACACGGAAUCGGGACUACACUAGCAAAAUCGUACACACACACACUAUUAUAUUAUAGUGUGUACUGCUGCUGUUCUGUGCAGCCCAGCCCGGAGCGCAUGUCUCAUUUGAUAUUAAGAUAUAAGGAGCCGGGAAUACAAGAGAGAGAAAAGAUACAGGGAUGGAGAGAGAAGAGAAGAGGAGAGUCAAAGAGCAAAUGCAGUUGGGCUAGCGGGCGAAAUGACGACGUGAAUCAGCACAUCCUCCCACCCACCCAUUGCAACCCUCCCACUGUCUCUCUCUCUUCCAUUCCGGAAAUAGGUGGUGGUGGUGGUGGUGGUGGCUGGGACUGUAUCCUACUUCGGGAUCAUCUCCAGCAGUCGUCCAUCGACCUACCGUCAAGACACACUCACUCGCAAACAGCUCCUGCACGUAACUCUCGCAGAGAAAAGAAAAACGAUGGCCGUCGUCCUGCUGGCAAUCAUUCUCAAUCUCUUGACCGCCGUCACUGCCGAUGGACAAUCAUAUUCCGGAUCGUCCAUGUUCGUGGGGAAAAUGCCAAAUGUGACGGUGUCGACUGGGCGUGAGGCGGUGUUCACUUGCGUCAUCGACAAUGUGGACAAGUUCAAGGUGGCAUUCUUACGGGUGGAUACGCAAACCAUUUUGGCUAUUGACGAGACGGUCAUCACACGAUCCGCUCGGGUCACGGUCCGUCAUUCCAUCGACAAGGACGAGAGUCUCAGCACCGGCCAGCGCAAAACGUGGCAAUUAAGUCUGAAGGAAGUGACGCCUGCCGACGCCGGCGGUUACAUGUGCCAAUUGAAUAAUUUCGAGCCCAUGGUCAGCCAAGUGGCUUAUCUCCACGUCACAGUCCCGCCGGACAUUCUGGUGAACGAGAGCAGCAGUGACAUGACGAUGAAGGAAGGCGACAACACGACGCUACGAUGCAGUGCCAUUGGAUAUCCUCAGCCCAAUGUUACCUGGCGACGAGAAGACUAUCAACCCAUCAACAUCAAUCAAAGUGCCGGAGUGGUGGAAGGAUCGGUUUUGAAUUUAGUCAACGUUCACCGCCAACAGAUGGCUGCCUAUCUCUGCAUCGCUUCCAAUGGAAUUCCGCCUCCUGUUAGCAAGCGGAUCCUCCUCAGAAUCGAAUUUGCUCCGGCUGUCACGUCACACCAAGUUCAAGUCUUCCAGCGGCUGGGCGAUGCACUGAAACUUCAUUGCCAGUGUCAGAGUUGGCCACAAGGAUAUACUUCAUGGACUUUCGAAUCGAAUCGGCUUCCUCCAGAGAGAGCGGUCAUCGAUUAUCGACUGCAAGCAGUCGGACUCGUCGUCACGGACAUGUACCUGACCAUUGCCGAAAUGCUACCGCAAGAUAAAGGUAAUUACACCUGCCAUUGCUCCAACAUUCACGGGACGGCCAAUUGGAGCAUAUCUGUCGAAGGCAUCGCCUUGGAUCCGGUUCAGCAGAGAAGAAUGGCCCACUCGUCGUGGAGUGGCGAACAUGAAGAGGAACAAGACGGGCAAGAAGAUGAAGAAAUGGAAGAAAUUGAACAUGAAGAAGAAGAAGAAUUUUCUCAUCCAGCGACAACGACGACGACGACGACGGCGGCAUUAUCUCGGCGACAAACGGAACGAGUCCAGCUCGAAAGAGUGUCAACAACGGAGGCAACGACCAGGAAAACUAUCGAGGCUAAUCACCAGUGGACACAAGAGCCGACGAAGAGGAACAACAACGGAGCGUUCCCGCAACAACAAGAGGAGUCUGAGCAACAACAACAACAGCACAAGAAGAAAAAGGCCAGCAGUGGAGUGCCGACAUCUUUGACGUCAAAGGCUUCAGCAGCUUCACAAGGCAUUAGCAGCAUGAGCAGCAGUCAUCAUCUAUUCCUCUUGUUGUUCUUCAUUUCGAUCCUGAUCGAUAAUCACCCUCCGGCGACAUGAUGAUGAUGAUCCUUCCACCUAUUUAAA
Messenger RNA from Daphnia pulicaria, 3577 nucleotides. Its product is annotated as opioid-binding protein/cell adhesion molecule-like. Gene Ontology annotation, cellular component: neuron projection. The coding region runs from base 2066 to 3550 and encodes 494 amino acids. Lineage: Eukaryota; Metazoa; Arthropoda; Branchiopoda; Diplostraca; Daphniidae. The transcript is spliced from 12 exons. The record is from RefSeq and is a predicted model, not a curated record.